AGAGAGCAGAAGAGACGGAGCGAAUGACUUGCGCUCUACGGCUUUCCAUCACCUGAACAUCCUGGACACAAUGCAACUCCAUCGCACCCUCGCACUUGUCUGUCUAUAAAGAGGGUCAGGAAGAGAGUUCCAGCCUCCUUUGUGCUCUGAGCAAGCGAGAGGCUAUGUCUGAAGAGGAGGAACAUGACAUAAAAGCUGAGGAUGAGCUUGCCAAAGUACUUAGAGACUUAGGAAUUAAUACAACUUAUUGGAUUCCAAAACUACGAGAUAUUUUGGAUAUCACCAAUGUACAAGCAUUGCAAUAUUUUGGCCCUGAGGAAUUUGAAAUCAUAGAACCAUAUUGCCGGCAUUCAUGGGAGAAAAAGGUAUUGUGUACGUUAUUGGGAAUGUCGGGCAAUGAAGUUGUUUUAAAACAAUCACAACAAUGUGAGCCAAUUGGAAAUAAACAGAAGCAAGAUGCACCAGCAAAGCAGCAUCCAGAACAAAUCCAUCAGAAAAGAUUAAUUCACAGUGGUGAGGCCAACGUAGAGACUGAGACAGAGCAGCAAAUGGAAUUGAAAGGAGAAAAAGAAACCCCAUUACGUGAUGGCAGCCAUUCCAAUGAUAUGGCAAACACUUCUCUAAAGCAGUUAGAUUUAGCAGACAUUUCAACUUUACUUGGGACUUUUUCACAUCUAAGUCUUUUACAAAAUGCAUCUAAAGGACUUGCUUUGGAGGGGGUGUAUCGAACUGGUCAAAUAAAAGAUAGGUUAAAGAAAAGAGGCAAACUCUUAAACAUCCCAAUGUCGUUUGAUCUUGCUGGGCCAGUACAUCAGCCGAUGAUAAAGAAACAAGAGUUUUCAUCAUCUGAAGAGGAAAAAAUAUUUGAGACAGCAAUGGAAGUAAUGGGAUUCAAUACCAUCACGACAGAAGAAGGUUUCCUACAGUCCUUGAAGGAAGAAAUCAACUCGCAGCAUAGCAAGGCAUUAUACAAUGAAAAAAAGCAACAAGAUAAUCCCACGGAUACCUGCAUUCAUAGCGCCAAAUACCUGUACCUACCAAUUGCCUCAGGUAGUCUUGACUUUAAUCAACUCAAGCUCUCUGAUGAGGCGUUGGAGGAAUUACAAAGCGUUGAAAACACUUUAAAAACCGCCAAGGAUUCUUUUAAAACGCAUGUGCUAAAAAACAGGUUAAGAAGUUUUUUUGAGAACUUUGGCUCUCAUGCCCAUACAGGCCCUGUCCACUUUGGUGGGAUAUUUAAGUGGAAAGCAUCAUCAGAGGGCAUCAGUUCAGAUGAGGUAAAGGAAGACAGAAAUAUGCUAUCGGAGGCAGUGGAAAUGUAUUCCACUUCUGCCUACAACAGCAGUGGUAGUGCAGGUGGUGUGAGCAUGAUGGCAUCCGAAUUUACCACGGAAUUUUCUGAAAAAUACAAUGCUCCACUUCUUAGUAAGGUGACAUUUUCCGUAGGUACAAUAGGUGGAUCACCUGGCAUUUGUUCUCUUCAACAAUGGAAAACUGACAUUGUAUCCAACACCAAGACGUGGUCUGUCAUUGAUCUAGGCACAUCAUUGGUUCCAGUGUGGGACAUUGUCAAGUUUAACCACAAGGAUGAUUUUCAAAAUACCUUGAUAGCUAGCAGGCUCAAGGAGGCAUACACACUUUUGACAAACCAAAAUCCCAAUUUUUAUCUUGAGACCAUAUUGGUCUCUGCUAAUGCUAAAGCCAGGUCAGUGAUGCAAGAUAUUAAACAUUGGCAAGAAUCCGACAUGGAAAAUAAUUUAAAAAAGAUACUUGAUUUGAAACAGACGUUAUAUGAUGAAACGAAAAGCAAUUUAACUUGGAUAAACACCUGUUUAUCUCACCCAGCCCUCCAAUCAUUUUGGUCAAAUCUUGUUACAGCACCUGCCAAAACGGUGAAAAUAACAAAGCUUAUGCGGUCUAUUAUGGAGCCAAACAGCUGUGACGUUGACAGUUUUCCACAAUUCGCCUCCAUUAUGCAGUGGCUGAAUGAGUCUGAAGGAGUCCCUACUCAAUUAUCUGACUUUAAAGAUCUCGUGAACAUCUUAACAAAAGCAAAAGAACAUUUGAAAGUUGACUUUUCACCAACUUAUUCAGAAAUUCAUGGAAAAAGAAACAAAGAAAUCACACAUGCAUUUAAUUCAUUCUGUCAAUCACUGAGAACAACAAAACGCAUCGAACAAGAGCUACUCAUCAUUUCAGUUGCUUCUGCUGUUGGCUACUGUGUAAAAGAAAAACGAUUUCAGCAUCCCCUGAAUUACGACAACAUUGAUCAUCUUCAACGUGCACUAGAGUCAUCUUACGGAGAGUACUCAAGACUGAUGCAACAAGACAAAUCCAGAGCUCAGGCAUACGUGUUACGGACAGGUUUGUCUAAUGCACGGACUCUUGCCGAAAAGCGAAAACAGUUCGAUUUCAUGAGAUCCCAGGUCGAAGAAACAAUGUGUGCUGAAGUUUCCCAUGUGAUUAAAUGCAGUGAAAUAGGGCCAACUGACUGGAAUAAACUUGAUAUGAUGCUGGAAUCCAUUAUCGCUGGAACUUCCAAAGAACAAACAUGUAGUUCAAAGAAAGAAUGUACGAUACAAAAUGCAGGAAUAAUUUCCCAGGGGGGAUGUAAAGAGGACACAUAUUCAAGGCAAGAAGAAUUACAAAAUAAACCAUCUAUUCAACCACAAAGAAAUGAUGAUGAUGACAAGUUAAUUAAUCUGCUUGAAAGACUCUCGCUGAUAAAAUACUACCCCAAAGAAUUACACACAAGUGAUGUAUGUGUUAUCAACAGGUCUCCAAUUCAAACUAACCCUGAUCGAUGCACAGAACAAGAACUUGCUCUUUCGUAUCUGCAAAAACUGAUGAUGAUUGACUAUCGAGCAAGAUGUGUUAGUUUUCAGUGUGAAAAUCAAAACCAAGGCAAAUUAAACAACAUAUCUCAGUCCACGAAUACAAAUAAAAGCCCUAAUAGUGAUAGCUUCUUUUCUGAUGAUAAUGAUGAUGACGUAAUAAAUAACAGCGAUGGGCCUAGGACAAACACUGAAACCUACAUUCACCCUAUGGACUUACAAAUGGCAAUUUUCCAUUGUGGAGACAAUUUUGUAAGGCAGUACAUUUACACCAAACUUUCAUUCAUCCAGUUCGCACUUCCGCUUUUAGUUCCAAAUCCUUGUCGUUCAGAAAUAGAAUUCCCUAUAUGGUCAUUCAGACAGAUUAAAAAGAGCUGGAAAUACCGUGAUGCAUCUACCAAAAAAUGGCAAUCUAAAAACUGUGCAAUAACUGAUGCCAACACACCGCUAGUGUCCUUCGUAAGAUUUGGUGAAUCACCUGCAUCGAAAUCUCAAAUAAUGAACUCUCUGCUCGGCAAUCAAACGCAUCGAGUUUUUUUUAAUAGGCACUGCCGAGGCAGCAGCAGGAAUGGUCAACUAAUGAAAGGAGUUGCAGAGAUCGCCUGGUAUCUUCCAGGUGCGAAGGACAAUGAUGUAUUUAAUGACUGCAUAGCAUUCACUAAUCUCCAUGGAGAUGCAAGAGAACACAAAACACAGGUAACAUUUUUACAUGAGAUUUCGUCUAUAAAUGUAAUUUUACUGUCAGAUGGUGAUCGCAAUGAAGAAGGCAAACGUAUCUUAGACGAAUGUUUGAGAUCUCCAAAGCCGCUAAUUUGCCUCUGUGCUGACAAAAAGAGAGUUUCCAGCAGAGUAUCUGGAACAAACGCGAAAAUUGCUGUCGAGAAUCGAAAUGAGGCUGAGUUAAUCGAUGAAGUGACAUCAAUAAUCAAUUUUUUUUUAAACAAUUCAAAAAUAAAAAUAAACAUCGAAGCUUGCUCAGCUAUUGCAAGACAGCAUGGCUUCAUUGUUGAUGAAGAUGAUAAACAAUGUGAAGAGGGAAAGGAUAUGGCGAAAGUUUUGCUGAGUCUUAUAAGUGACAAGCCGCUGUGUUCCAUAAAGGAGACAUUUUUGCCUCUUCAAGGGAAAUUGUGGCAGUCGUGGUGCAAGAAAGACAAAGAAUUGAAACGCAUGACGGUAAGGGGGGGACAAAGUGUUGAGGAAUACAAAAGUAAUAUUUUAGGAGAAAAAACACGCAUUAGGAAAGCACAGCUUGAAAAAGCAUUUCCUCUUAACGAUUUUAUGAGAUCAUUGAUUGAAAUUUUGAACCAAAAGGCAUGCACAGUAAAAACAUACUUUCUGCAUUGGCUACGCAUAUACUUAGAUAAUAUGUCUGCAGAUCGCUUAUCACAACUUCAUCUCACUUAUCAUCAGACCUGGAUGGAAAUAAAAGCGUUGAAAAUACAAGGUUGUAACACGAGUACCAUUGCUACAAAACAAUCAGAGUUGGAUAAAAUAUCAGAAGAACUUGAAGCCUCUUCCUUUGGAAUCGAUCACGUUUUUAGGGAAGUUGGUCAGAUCUACGAAGCUUCACAGACAACGCCAUCAGUUGACAAACUCCCAGAUACUUUGCCCAAGAUUGCUGCAGAAAUGAUGAUCUCUGGAUUUCCUCUUGAACUCAUGGAUGGUGAUGCUGCACAUGUCCCACUCAUUUGGAUUAGCUCAAUCUUGGACGAAAUCAUUGCUAAAAUUGGGAACGUGAAGCUGUUUGUUAUCUCAAUACUGGGAAUACAGAGUAGUGGGAAGUCCACGCUACUCAAUGCCAUGUUUGGUCUCCAGUUUCCUGUUGGCAGUGGGAGAUGCACCCGAGGGGCCUACAUGCAGUUAGUGAAGGUGGAGGCAGAGUUCAGUAAACAGCUGGGAUAUGACUUCGUGCUGAUAGUCGACACAGAAGGACUGCGUUCUGUAGAGUUGUCAAAUGCAACACGUAGUCAUGACAAUCAGCUGGCAACGUUUGUGAUUGGGCUGGGAAACAUGACCGUGAUCAACAUUUUUGGAGAGAACCCUUCUGAAAUGCAAGACAUUCUACAAAUUGCUGUGCAGGCGUUUCUGAGAAUGAGGCAGGUGAAGUUAUCACCGAGCUGUGUGUUUGUCCAUCAAAACGUAGGAGAUGUGACUGCUCACAAUAAGAACAUGGAGGGAAGGAGACGCUUUCAGGAGAAACUCGAUGAGAUGACCCGCAUGGCUGCAGACCAGGAGCAGUGCGCUGUUGCAUCAUUUGACGCAGUAAUCAGGUUUGACGUAAACUCUCAGAUCCGUUACUUUGCUCAUCUUUGGGAGGGAGACCCUCCGAUGGCUCCGCCAAAUCCAAGCUACUGCCAAAAUAUUAAAGACCUUAAAGAAAUGUUACUUAGAAAUGCCAAAAAGGAAAAAACAGUCAAUGUCUUGAAGAUAUCAGAAUUCAAAUCACGCAUUAAAAAUCUAUGGACGGCUUUGCUCGCAGAAAACUUCGUUUUUAGCUUUAAGAACACAAUAGAGAUCGCAGCUUAUACCAAACUGGAAGAAAUGUAUGGAAAAUGGACUUGGGAACUCAGGAGUCAUGUUCUUCAGCAGGAAAACAAACUCUAUAACAGCAUUGAUAACAAUACAGAUACAAUGACACGAUUACAGAUUGAACGAAGAAUUUUGUCAAACUAUCAGGAUAUUAAAAAGAAAAUGGAAGAACAUUUCAAUAGCGCAGAUGAUGCAGAAUUGUUGGUUCAAUGGAAAGUUAAAUUCGAAAAAGGAUUUGAAACAGUGAAAGAAGAGCUAGUAUUUGAUGCUUACAAAAACUACUCUGCCCUGAUGGCUCAAAGACACAAAAAACGAAAUCUUGAUCUGCAGAGAUCAAGUUAUGAAGAUCAACUUAUUAGAAAGAGCAAGGAUUUGGCUUCAAUAUUGAGAGGAAAUACAGUAAAUGACGAAGAAUUGAAGAAUGAUUUUGAUAAAAUCUGGAAGGAGUGGAUUAAAGUGAUAAAAGACGGUAUGACCAGCCCUGCAACGCUUGAUGUAAAAAAAGAAAUUAAAAACCUUCUUUACGACGUUUACGAGAAUCAAACUCAACACCUAGAAACAGUGAUAUUGAAUUAUCACUUAGGGACAGAACUUAACGUUAAUCAAAACGAACACAUUAUGAUGAACGCGACAUGGCUUGGAGCUCGGAGUCACCAUUUCAAAGAUGAGGAUACUGAGUUAAUAAAAAAAAUAAUUACUGACAUAAAAUACAAAGUCAGGAGCUGCAUUACCACCCAGGAGAAACAUAAAACGAAUUUCAACCCAUCCUACAUACGUGAAAUUUUAGAGAUAAUGAAUUCAGACAUACAGGAAUUUUCAAAAACCAAUCGAAGAUUUUGGCUCACAGAUAAGUUCAAAAUUGAUUUAUCUGUCCACAUAUUAGCAGAGGUUACGGGGCGAUUUCAGGAAAUGCAUGAGAAUUUCCAGAGGGAAAACGAUCCAUUAGUAUACUUCACCAGUAAGAAAGAAGAAUACUUCAACAGCUUCAAAAUCCGCUGCCAAGGCGCAACGUCCACAACUAUUUUCGUGGAUUUUUUGUGUAAUAAACUGAAAGCAUCCAUUGAACAGACAGUUUAUGAUAAAGUUUGCAUUGACAUUGCAGGCAGGAUGAAGUCCACAUUUCCGGCAUUCAACGGAAAUCGAUCAAAAUUAGAAAACUACAUUCUCAUAGAUUUAGCGAAAAAGAAAGAUUUUAAAGCAUUUGAUGAAUAUAUUCACCAUCCAAAAGAACACUUUCAAAAAUACAUUACGGAAUGUGUAGAAGAAUAUUGCAAGGGAAAAGAUAAUGAAAUAAUUCACGAGAUGUUAAAGUCAAGUCUUGGGGAUACCACAGCUGCAAUUACUCGUGCAAUCAAUAAGGAAACGGAAGUUGUACAAAAAAACGAGUAUGAUGCAUCUUCAUGGCUGGAUACAUUUUGCACACAGCUUGAUGACGUCAUCAAGUUCCCAAGACACACUUUGGACCAAGGCGACUGCAGCGACAUAACGGAUAUUGGAUUUCUUAAAGAAGAAUUAACAAAAGGACUAAAAACCGUGGUUGAAGGAUUAAAAUAUACAUUCUCUUCAGCAUGCUUAAAUUAUUUACAAAACGUUCAGAACCAACCUCACGAAAUACUAUUUCGGCAGCUAUGUGGGUGCUGGGUGCAGUGCCCGAUGUGUAAAGCCAUCUGCACAAACACGAUGUCCAAUCAUGACGGAGACCACAGUGUUCCCAUUCACCGCCCCAGGGCAGUGAGUGGAGGAAUGUGGCAUGAAACUGAUAACUUUGACACCGACAUCUGCACUAGUUUAGUUGCCAGUAACUGCAGCUUAGUGCUUCCAGACAGAAAAAUACCAUGUAAGGAUUAUCGUACAGCCGGACCAGAAUAUGUUUGUUGGAGCAUAACACCAGACUUAACCACACAGCCAUAUUGGAAAUGGUUUGUCUGCAAGUUCAAGUCAGACUUAGAAAAGCGCUAUAACCUAAAAUUUGCGGCGCUGGGAAAAAUCCCAUCAGAUUGGGAAUGUAUUAAAGAGCAUGAUGUUAUUGAGGAUUUAGAGAAACUGUAGGUUACGUAGGUAGAAAAAAUAAUAGAUCACGUUUCGAUCGCAACGCAAGCAAUCGUCAUCAGGCGGAGGAAAGAUGAUGACGAUUGCUUGCGUUGCGAUCAAAACGUGAUCUAUUAUUUUUUCUACCUACGUAACUUUGCUGAACGAACCAAAGAGUAUGGAUUCCUGCAGUCAUGAAAGCUUCAAAUCAAGAAUAAAUUGUAGGUUGAUUAAUUAAACUACAAAUGAGCAUCCUAUGUUACAGAUGAACGUAUGAAUACAUGGCUCUGUUUCAAAGUCUGCAGAUUAUAAUUCUUUAUGUUAUUAAUAAUAACAACGAACACAAUGCAUCAUCAAACAGCAACAUCUCUAAAAUGGCUUGGCAUUUAACGAUCGUUACAUGCAUGCAUACAUUUAACUUGAGACAUUGUGGAUGUUAUAGUAAACUGAUCAUCUGCAUUAGACGUGAAUAUUUUCGCGUAAAAUAAAUAUAUGCAUAUUUUUAGGUAAUCCAUAAAGAAAUAUCUACAAUCAUUUCCAAUGUGUUUAUUCCUCUAUACCCUUGUUUUGUUUAAACGUGCAUUUUGUUGGUGAUGCACUUCAAAUGUAAAUACAAAAUUAAGACUAGAAAUGUCAAUGAAAGUGGUAAAUUACACAUCAACUAACUACGUGCUUAAUAUUAAAUUGUGUUUCUACUUUAACAUUUGUAAUUAAAUACUAAAAUCAAUAUUGCAUGUUUUAAUGGUAAGUUUGUGCUUCAAGUUCCCACAAAUACUCACCAGCCUUGCGCUUUCUUCCUCAUGUUGGUGUCGGACCCCUAUUUCAUGAGGCAGAGCCUUCUCCCCUGGGUACUCUCUUCGAGAGCUUUAUUCAGCUGCCAUCCCCUCUAAUCAAUGCCCAAGACUAAUAUUUUGCCUCUCACGAUCGUUCCUUUCAGACUUUUAUGUUCAUCCAAACUUGCUUCAGCAUGAGCAUAAUAAUAUAUUUCCAUUGGAUAGCAUAUGGCCAUUUGAAGUCAAAUCCAAGUAUUCCGUUCUCUGCAUGGAUAUUUGCCAAAUAUAACAUUUAAGUAAAUUUUGAAACAUCUUUACCAGUAACUUCUUCUUUGCUGCUUAUUUCGCUUUGCAGCAGCAAUUCUGUCUUGCUGAAUGCAAUUUUUUCCAUUAAAAUAAUGAUAUCACCAUUACGUACAAUUACUUCAUUUGCUCUCCAAUUAUACGUUCAGACCCACCUAUAAUACAUAUCUGAGUAAAUACAACGCAAUUUAAGCAAGCCUCAGGGUACUGCAAAUCCAUAAUGGGAACAAAUGCUUCCAAUGACUGGAAAGGCACCACAUGGGACAUACAAAUUAGCUGGGUUUACAAGCUCAUAUAAUUUACUAAAUUAAACAACAUUGUACUGUCAGAACUGCAAAUGUAAACAAAUACAAAAUAAGAUCAAAGUCUGUGCCAAGACAUUGAACUAUUUAUUUCUCGACAGAAAUAGAAGAAAGCUCUUGAGACUAUUAGGAAACUCAUCAAAUAGAACCAGUCAAGAAAAUCAGCAACAUAAAAAAUAUUUAGCAACUUCUUUGCAAAUAGUAACACAAAUUUACGCGAACCAACCCAAAAAACCUCUACGUGUCAAACUGAGUAACACAAACAGGCAGCCAAUAUGACUCCCUACAAUAUCAAUGUUGCUGAAAUCAUGUGCUUCCAAAAUGUGUCGCUGAUGGGAUGUGAAAAAAUAUUCGUUGAAUGUUCAUAUUGAGGUACAGAUAUUGGAGAGAUGUGUAUUGUGACCCUAUUCAUUUUGGAACUUUUAUUCGAUUAAUUAUGUUAUGAUACAAAGUAGACAACUGACAGUAAGGUUGGCAGCAUGCUGUGAAAUAUCUGUCUAAGACCAGAGGAACUUAUUAACCACAUUUUCUAGGGCACAGUCGAAGUUAAGAGAGGUUGGCCAAUGAUCAACAUCGUGCCUAAGACGUAAAUAUCAAAUGCAUACAUGUAGAUCACAAGAGACUGAUGAAGGUGGAAUCGGUUGAUACAUUACUGGCACACCAACAACAUUACAAGUUAAAUAAACAAAACUCACAUUCGUAGUUCAACCCUUAUGCACUCUUUAUUACUGACCUCUGUUUGUGCUAUGAAAAAGUGCCGUUAUCAUAAAUAAUCUGUUUUAUAUAGAUACAAAUGUGUAUUUAUGGCAGUGCUAUUGCUUUUUUAAGCUGAACGUUCAGUAACUGAUGAUAAUGACGAUAACAACAUUUUCAUACGUGGACAUAUAAUCGCACAGGUUGGUAAAUGUGAAGAAAUAACAGUUUUGCAUACAAUCAAUACAAUUUCUUCGUUUGAUGCAUCGAAGUCAAUAUGCUGUAUGACUUGAGCGGAGGACUUGUGCAUUAGAAUGUUUUUAGGUGAUAUCCAGAUAAGCGUAUUAGCAAAUAUUGUCCACGCUGCCUACUCAUCUUCCUUUCCUCCAGAUCCAUUGUCAGUUAUUGCAAAGUUUACAUUAUUUUUAACACCACAAUUCGCAUAGCAAGAAGAUGGUUUAACUAAUGAAAAAAACUGCAUAUUAAGUGGAACAUAUCAUACAAAUCAAUGGACAAAAGCAAACAACUUUAAAAUGUAAAUGCUGAGUGGAAGCCGAAUCAACAAAACUACAAAUGCAGAGGUCCUAUAAAUACCAACGAAUAGACUGAGAUCAAUAAGUAGAACAACCCUUCAUCAUCUGGGCAUUGUUUGGAAUCCAGGCGGCAGGAAGACCUCACUUUGAAGGGAUGAGGAAGGCGAUGAAGAAAAGGACAUAGAUGGAUUCAUAAAAGCAACGAAUAAAAGUGGCAUCAUUGCUGACGAAUGCUUCAGAAGGGUGGACGAGAGGAAAGAUCAAGUUCUACAACUGCCAACCGCUUCCAAAGACAACACAAAUAAUUGACUUUUCACAUAAUUAUUUUACACGAAGCUUCAUAUUUUACAUUAACAACUUUAAGUUAUUUGCGUCCAUUGCCAAUUUGGUCAUUGUAACUAAGGUGCGUGAGCAAUUGGGAGUCGUUCUGAAAUUUGAGUUGUUAUUUUCGAUCACAUGCAACUUCGUAUAUACAUAAAGAUUAUACUAUCUGAAUACAAUACAGAAAUAUAUUGUACAUCUUUAAGUCAUAUUUGCGAAGUGGAGUGUUUGCAUAGUGCUUUGCUAUCUGCCAUAUGAUAUUUGUUAUCUGUGUAUCUUAUAUUAUUUGGGAAUAAGAAUCUGAUUUAAAUAAUAUGGUUGGUAUUCCAACAACCAAUGAACUAAG
Lethenteron reissneri (Far Eastern brook lamprey) is the source of this 10662-nucleotide messenger RNA. RefSeq names its product interferon-induced very large GTPase 1-like. The record is from RefSeq and is a predicted model, not a curated record. Gene Ontology annotation, molecular function: GTP binding. Lineage: Eukaryota; Metazoa; Chordata; Hyperoartia; Petromyzontiformes; Petromyzontidae.